AUGAGCAGCCAUGCUUUGCUGGUGCCUCGGAAGGCCGGGUCUCUCUGGGCCACCCCGAAGGCUGUGGCCCAGACUCUCUCACGGCUGACCGGCACGAGGCGUCACCGCAACCCUAAUGUCGGAUCGAUGCCCUCCCGUAUUCUUGCCCUGCGCCUGCGGCAGAAACCCACCGAUCAGAGAAAACGUUACGGCCACCUGUUCAGGCACGCUGCAAGGCUGAAGAACGAGCGACUCCCCAUCGUCACCUUCCAGAAGCUCUUGAUGCAGGAGGACCUGCGCGGCGAACGGGGCCUGCAUGCCAUCGUGAGCACCUCUGAUCGCAACUCGUUGAGAGACCGCUUGAACAGCUUGGGGGCGAGAGGUUGGCAGGAGACCGAUAUUGACCACUGGGUUUGGAUCCUGUCUGCUGAGGAUACCGACGCUCGGAUUUUGCGCCUGGUAUCCACCGAUGUCCCAAAGCCUUUAUUUCUCCUCACGACUAUCUUACAGGCUGGUACACCUCUCCGCUCCCCAGAGUCACUGAGGAGGCUCCUGGAUUACAUCAGUAAACACUAUGUCUCGAGUUCCGUUAGCAGCGUGGGCGGAGAUGGUAAUAUACCGCCCACCAAGCGCAAGUUCGCUUUGUCGGUCAACUUGUUCCUAUUUCUGCUCCGCCGAUUGCUGCGCCAUGUACAAAAAGUCUGGCCGAGGGCGGUUGUGACACUUGCGCAACUCACGCAGGAUUACAUUGGCAACAUGGGUUUGGCCAAGGGUCCAAACGUCUAUCAUAAGCGCUGCAAGGUCUUUAACAACGCGCUGGCUCUUUUUAGCUCACCGGCCCCCUCGCAACCUUUGUAUCAUAUGGAAUUCAACUGGAGGGCACAGAAAAUGCUCUUGUCCAUGUCCGACGCCAUGGAGCGCCCGCUCAUCAUCGACCUGAUGAGUUAUCGAGCCAUCCGUAAGGUCCUGGUUGCACAAAAGAAGUCAGCAGCUGAAAGGAAAGUCGCCAUGAGGUAUGCCAAGUCUUGGCCACCAUACCGGCAGGACUUCGACGGGCAUGAUGCACAGAGGACCCCCGAAGACGACCAAUCACGGGCUGUGAGGUCUGGUGCUCUAGUUGCAGAGGCCGGUUACGAAAAAGACGAAUAUGAUCGGGCCUUGGAUGUGUUGGGUGGCGGGUCUGCAAGGGGAACUCCCACGAUCCAAACUCGAAGCCUAGCACCCAAAGAGUGGAAGGGUGAUAAGGUGUCGGAUAACUUUUUCACGGAAUGGGCUAUGAGAAUCCGCGCGACUCGAAAUACUCAGGAGGCUUGGAGGAUGUUUCACUCGGUCACAGUUACAUCGCCCACGCUCCAAAUCUACACCGAGAUGUUCAUAAAGCUUCAUGCUAGCCACUCCAACGCUUCACCGGAUGCUUUGCCUGGAGACUCCCGGGAAGUUUCUCCUGUACACCAUGAGAACUAUAGCGAAUACGAGCUAGCUCGGUUGACACCACCGACAGUGACGGAGCUGUAUCAUGACAUGUUGAAGCGCGGAAUCAAACCCAGUGGCAUGUGCCUACAAGUCUUGGUUUCCAAUGCUCGGUCUAUGUCAGAGGGGUUCCAGUACUUCAGGGACAGCUCCCUAAGCUCAGAGGCUAUUGCUCACAUGUCUCCCCAGAAGGCCCACUACCCUUCGGUGCUGAAAAGAAUUCCUCUUCUGGUGUUCAAGAGCUAUAUCCAGUUACUUUGCCGGUUCCAGCCCGAUCGCCGAAAGGGCCACCAGGUAACGCCAGACGAAAUGGGCCGUAUCUACUUGGCCAUCAAGUUGACUGAACUUCGACUGCCUUCAAACACGCCAGAAGGAGCAACGUUUCGCCCGGUCUGGCAGAUAAUAUGCAGAGCGUUGGCGCGGCCCAAGAUUGCGCUGCUCCACGGAGAUCGGUUCUCCAACGACGUUCAGGCGUUGAGACUAAUCCUAGAUGUCAACCGCCUGGCUGAGCGCCGCAUUGGUCUUGAUCUUGAAAUAUUCAUCUAUAUCUGCCGUACCAUCCAGAAGUUGGCGACGACCCAACUAGAACAAUACGACGUCGACGCAGGCACGGCCGCAUCGAAAGCGCCAACGGCUCUCACCCAGGGCACCUCGCAGCUGGGCGUCCUAUUUAAUGACGCGCAGCGUACGGUCAAAGCCAUAUUUGCGAGAAUCACAACUCCCGUUGAGUCCUCUUCGAACUUCCAGUUGCCAAGGUUUCUGCAUACCGUCACACCCGUUCAUCUGCAUACAUACAUGCGCACAUUGGCUCUGCUAGAGGACAUCCCCGGCAUGGUCAGGUUGCUCUGCUGGGUCUUUGAGAACAAGCACGUCAUCGACGAGGAGAUUGGGAGGAAAGAGAGCAGCGCCCGGCUGAUGGUAGCAAAGACCUUGUGCGCGUUCGAGGCGUUUGCGGGGCCCCAUUUGGAGGCCAGCCAGCGGAGCGAGCUGGAUCGGAGCAUGGACCGCAUUGCCGAAUCCGACCCGUCCUGGAAGUGGCCGUCGCACGAGGAUAUCGAGGAGUACAUCCAGUCCGACAAGCGCGGUGGCUCGCAGCGACUCCAGCGCAAAACCAUGGCUGCGUGGUGGCGACAGGCGCCCGACGAGCAGGUGGCAGCCGAGUUGCUAAACGAGCUGUAG
Messenger RNA from Neoarthrinium moseri, 2628 nucleotides. RefSeq lists its product as uncharacterized. Lineage: Eukaryota; Fungi; Ascomycota; Sordariomycetes; Amphisphaeriales; Apiosporaceae. The record is from RefSeq and is a predicted model, not a curated record. The coding region runs from base 1 to 2628 and encodes 875 amino acids. The transcript has a single exon.